ACUGGGAAAAAGAACGGGAAAUCCCCUAGAUGCUGCCUCUUGUGACACUGUCUCUCUAAUUAUUAACUGGUAAUUUGAACCAGGGCUUUAAAACAUGCUGCGAACCUUUCGGUGCUAUGGAAACCUGUUCAGCGGCCGCAGCAGAGGUACCAGGGGCAGCACAGCAGCGGACGUCGCCCCUCCUCAGCAGAGUCAAAGAGCAGAGCGCGUCGACUGCACUUUUCUGGAAGAUGCUGAACGCUAUUUGGUGCUGGGUUCGCGGCGGCAACGCCCCCCGUAGGACCGAAUCCCUCUCCUUCCACCCACACGCCAAGGGCUCCCAGAUCCGUCUAGACGAGCUCCACUGCACGGCCUGGAGGGCCGCCACCUUCCACGACGGCAUCGUCUUCACGAACCGGCCCGUGCGCCCCAAGGAGAGUGUGGCGCUGCAGCUGCUCAUGCUGGAAGAGGGCUGGCAUGGGGGGCUGCGGGUGGGCUUCACGCGACUGGACCCCUCCGCUAUCUGCCCCGGGAGCCUGCCCCCCUACGUCUGCCCCGACCUGGUGGAGAAACAUCCCGUCUGGGCGGCCGUCCUGCCGGACUGGGGCGAGAAUUCAGGAGACGUUGUCAGCUUCUGGGUGGACCGCCGGGGCCGCCUCUUCUGGACCAGCAACGGGGGCGAGCCGAGGUUGCUACUGUGGGGGGUACCGACCUCCUCCCCUCUCUGGGCUGUGGUGGACAUCUACGGGAGGGCCAAGGCAGUGAGGCUACUUGAUCCGGCAGUGGCCUGGCCCAGCCCCAGUUCUAGCUCCAGCUCCAGCUCCAGCCCCAGUCCCAGCCUUAGCCUCAGCCCCUUGCCAUGGAGUCCAGCUGGGAGUGGUGGGCUCUGCUCCUGCCACCCAGCCCAAAAAUCAGAGGAAGAGUGCGCCAUCUGCUACCAGCACACCGGGGACACCCGCCUCCUCCCUUGCGGGCACUCGCACAUCUGCUCCUGCUGCGCCCUGCGGAUCUUCAGAGACAGCGGCACCUGCCCCAUGUGCCGUGGCCUGGUCCAGACCCUCGUCCGCACCCUGCGGGCGCCGGGGGUGACCGGCUAGCCGGGGGCUGGGAGCCGGCCAGCUCGGACCAAGUUCUCCUGGCCUCCUUUCCAACCCGGCCGGUUGCACCAGCUCCCCUGUCUGGACCACUGGAGCCGUAACGUCGCCCAUGAACCCGGUGGUCAGCGCAGAGCCCAGACCGGGGAGUAAGAAGAACCUGGGUUCUUAGCCCGGCUCUGCCACCUGUCUGCUGCUGUGCGACCCUGGGUAAG
This is a messenger RNA of Ornithorhynchus anatinus (platypus), 1288 nucleotides long. It is a transcript of the gene NEURL3, whose product is annotated as neuralized E3 ubiquitin protein ligase 3. The transcript is spliced from 4 exons. NCBI's taxonomy places the organism in Eukaryota, Metazoa, Chordata, Mammalia, Monotremata, Ornithorhynchidae. Gene Ontology annotation, molecular function: ubiquitin protein ligase activity. The record is from RefSeq and is a predicted model, not a curated record. Bases 117 to 1076 code for a protein of 319 amino acids.